AUGACGAAUCUCGGGCCCUUAACUACGGCAUUCCUGCCUGCUACCGACUGCGAUUCCGUCGUCCACGGCUAUGUGCACACAGAAACGAACCCGGCGAACGCCUCCGACUCUACGACCUACAAGUAUCACAGCCUCGGGCUCACCACGACCUCGGCAUGUUUCCCGCCCGGGUUCCGCCCGUCGGCUGACGCCUUUUACUCACCCGGGAUUUGCCCAUCGGACAUGGUAUCGGCGUGUGGCUCGAUAGAGGCGAUCGGAACCAUCACGGAGACACGCGCGACCUGUUGCCCUCGUGGCUAUACCUGCAUCGCUCAAGCGGCGGCCGCAACGCCGUGGUCGACGCUCUCGUGCUCAUCCGUCGCCAUCUCUACUGUCACGGUGACCGUGCCUAACGUAGCUAACCAGGCCGAGAAAGUGACCGUGCUGGACAAGCCUCUGAUCUACGCCGCUGCCGUCAACAUCAGGUGGCAAAAGGCGGACUUUGAAACAUCCGGACCUAUACUCGCCACGCCAACCAGCACCGCUCCUUUGCGGGGCUCAACGGCUAACCCCAGCGCAGCUAGCGGGCCUGACACUGGCUUGUCCAAAGGCGCAAAAAUUGGAAUUGGGCUGGGCGUCGCUGGUGGUGUUGUUCUGCUGGGAGCUAUCAUCGCACUGCUCGUGAUGCGCGCAAGAAGGCGAGCAGAGCGAGAGCGCUUGGUGCCUUCUCAGGAACCGCACCAGUCCCCGGAGCUUGACUUGACGAGGCAUAUCGUCCCCGGCCCGCAAGAGAUGUGGAACGAGCCGAAGAUUGAGAUGGAGGCAUCGAGCAAUCCUACAGAAGUUCACGGGCAUACGAGAGCAGUGGAGCUUCAAGGAUCCUAG
Thyridium curvatum is the source of this 864-nucleotide messenger RNA. RefSeq lists its product as uncharacterized. The transcript is spliced from 2 exons. Lineage: Eukaryota; Fungi; Ascomycota; Sordariomycetes; Thyridiales; Thyridiaceae. The coding region runs from base 1 to 864 and encodes 287 amino acids. The record is from RefSeq and is a predicted model, not a curated record.